UUAACUUGGGUAAAGUAAGCCCAUACAGAAACCACAUGAAGACAAAAUUUCAUCUCAUCUGGGAGGAAGAGACCUGUCUCCAAGUCCCUGAGCACUUCUACAGAGAAACGGUGUUUAACGAGUACAUAUCAUUGUAUGUUGCGUACAAGGUCGGACCACUCACUGUGGUACUGAGUGGCCCCAAAGGCAGUGGCAAGACCACGCUGCUGAGAAAGCUGAUGUUGGAGUGGGCGAACGGGAACUUAUGGAGGGACAGGUUCGCCUUUGUGUUCUUCUUCAGCGUCUAUGAGCUGAAUGGUGUCGCAGAGACGAGCCUAGCGGAGCUCGUCUCCAGAGACUGGCCCGCGUCAGAGGAGGUGCUCGAAGAUGUCUUUGCCCAGCCAGUGAAGAUCCUGUUCAUCAUGGACGGCUUUGAGGAGCUGAAAUUCGACUUGGAACAGCAGACUGACUUGUGCAGUGACUGGAGGCAACGGAAGCCAACACAGGUUAUCCUGAGCAGCUUGCUGCAGAAAGCAAUGCUUCCAGAAUGUUCUCUGCUGCUUGGAUAUGGCAAGACGAGUAUCGGAAAAUACUGUUCCUUCUUGGAAAAUCCAACAUACCUAAGACUCAAAGGAUUCUCGGAACAGCAAAGGAAACUGUAUUUCUCCUACUUCUUCGGUGAGAAGAAAGACGCCUUGAGAGCCCUCAGUUUUGUGAGAGCCAUCCCCUCACUGUUCGCCUUGUGUGAGAACCCUCUGAUAUCCUGGCUGCUCUGUACUUGUAUGAAGUGGCAGCAAGAGAGGGGGGAGCAACUUCACGUUGUCUUCGAGAACACCACUUCUCUGCAUGCGUUCUUCUUAACAGGUGCGUUCAGAGUAGGGAGGGAGAACUGUCCCCCCCUGCAGAACAGGGCGCAGAUGAAAAGCUUGUGUACCUUGGCCGCGGAGGGGAUAUGGACUCAGACCUACGUGUUCUCCCAAGCGGAUCUCAGGAGGCACGGGGUGUCUGAAUCUGACGUGGUGAUGUGGCUGGACGUGAGAUUUCUCCGGCCACGAGGCGACGGCUUCGUCUUCAACCAUACGCCCUUGCAAGAGUUCUGUGCUGCCUUGUUCUACUUCCUCGGACAGCCCGGAGACCAGCUGAACCCAGCCAUUGGAAGCAUAGCGCAGCUGGUCGCGGCAACUAUGGGGCAGCUCCAAAGCCGCUUGUACCGGAUGGGGAUAUUCCUCUUUGGCAUCUGCAGCAGCAGAAUCACCGGCAUGCUGGGCAAAUGGUUCGGCAUGCUGCUGUCUGAAGAGAUAAAGCCCAAAAUAUCCCAGUGCCUUCAACGCCUAAGCAAGGGCGAGCCUGGUGAAGUGGUGAAUUUCCAGAACUUGAGCUCCGCUCUGUUUGAGAUCCAGGAGAGGGAAUUCGUCGCACAAGUGAUGGAUUUCUUUGAAGAAAUCUUCAUUUACAUCGACAGCCUUGAAAAUCUGGCGAUGUCUUCCUUCUGCCUGAAAAGCAGCCGGAACGUGAAGAAACUGCACCUGUGUGUGGACGACGACUUCCCAGGGGACUUGGGCGCUAUCCCAGAUCACAGUAAGAAGCUCGCCUACUGGAGGGACCUUUGCUCCGUGUUCAGCACCAGCAAGAAAUUUGAGUUGUUAGAUAUGGACAACUGUAAGCUUGAUGAUGCUUCCUUGACAAUUCUUUGGAAAGCUCUGGCCCAUCCCACAUGCAAGAUCCAAGCCUUGGCGUUUAAUUUUAUGUCCAACUUUGGAAACGGCGUAGACUUCAGUACCAAAAUGCUUCUUCACCCUCACCUGAAGUACCUGAAUCUGUACCGUACGAAUGUCUCCUCCAUUGGGGUCAGGUACCUGUGCGAGAUGCUGAAGAAGCCCAAGUGCAACUUGGAAGUGCUGAUGUUGGGCAAAUGUGACAUCAAAGAGGACCACUGCGAUGACAUCGCCAGUGUCCUCGUCUGCAACAGCAAGCUGAAGUGUCUGUCCUUGGUGGAAAACCCCCUGAACAACACGGGUGUGAUGAUACUGUGCAAGGGGCUGAAGCGGCCAGAGUGUGUCCUGGAGUCGCUGAUACUGAACUGCUGCUGCCUCACCAGUGUCUCCUGUGACUACUUCUCCAAGGCCCUCCUGUGCAACAGGGCCCUGUCCCUGCUGGACCUGGGCUCAAAUAUGCUGGAGGACACGGGGGUGGCGACUCUGUGCGAGGUGCUAAAGCACCAGAACUGCACCCUCAAGGAGCUGUGGUUGGUGGGCUGCUACCUCACUGCCGAUUGCUGUAAGGAUAUUGUGGCAACUCUCAUUUGCAAUGAAAGUCUAAAGACCCUGAAACUGGGGUCCAACGAGAUACAGGAUGCCGGCGUGAGGCAGCUGUGUGAAGCCCUGAGGCACCCCAACUUCCGGUUACAGCGUCUGGGCCUGGAAAUGUGUCAGCUCACCACGGCCUGUGUUGAAGACCUCGCCUCGGCUCUCAUCACCUGCAAGUCCCUGAAAGGCCUGAACCUCGACGGGAUCAUGUUGGACCACGAUGGGGUGGUGAAGCUGUGCGAGGCCCUGACCCACGUGGACUGUGUCCUGGAGCUGCUUGGGCUGGACAAAACUGCAUACGGUAAAGAAAGCUGGCGGCUGCUCUCAGCUGCGGAAGAGAGAAAGCCCGACCUGACGAUACAACACGAACCGUGGGCCGCGGAGGAGAACAAGAUGAAGGGGGUGGCCCUCUGAGGGGGCCCAGCGCUCUCCCUCAUCCAAAGUGCACGUCCUGGCAGGGGGGACUGCUCCUCCACAGCACGGGAUUGUGGGUAUGCGCUGUGGGCUUUGGCUCCGCCUUCCAUUCCCACGCUAUUUGCAGUAUUUAGGAAAUACACUGAAUGUAUGUUGAACAUGUC
Molecule: messenger RNA, 2863 nt
Organism: Oryctolagus cuniculus (rabbit)
Lineage: Eukaryota; Metazoa; Chordata; Mammalia; Lagomorpha; Leporidae
Source: RefSeq, a predicted model, not a curated record